Messenger RNA from Cylicocyclus nassatus, 1630 nucleotides. Lineage: Eukaryota; Metazoa; Nematoda; Chromadorea; Rhabditida; Strongylidae. The record is from the annotation of a GenBank genome assembly.
AUGGAAGAAAAUGAAGAAAUCGAAGAGAAUGAAGAGCCAACGGCUCUUACAUGGCAAAAGCGCGCCAAAAUGGCACUUCCGCAUGCCGGGUUAUACCUUUCACUCUUCGUUUAUUUGAUGGUUGGAGCAGCAGCCUUUCACUGGCUAGAAUAUGAAGCAGAUGAGAAGAUUCAACAUGAGAAGUUAGAACGAAUCAAGCAUGACUACAGUAUGAUCGACGCUGCUCUGAGAGAAUUGGCCCCAAAAGACAACUACGAGCAAUACAAAGGAAGAAUUUUUGAGCAGCUUGCAGAACUUUCCUCACUUCACGAAGGACGUCCUUUCCAUCUAGAGGACGGUAUGCCUUCCGAAGAAUCUUUGCCUCCACGCUGGAGUAGAAGCAGUGCUUUCCUCUAUGCUCUCAGCAUUUUGACAACCACCGGCUAUGCUUACGCGGUACCUGUAACUCCGUUCGGCCAACUUCUCGCUAUUAUCUACGGAUUGAUAGGAAUUCCUAUUAUGGUGUUGGCUGCAGUGGACAUUGGGCGAUUCCUUUCUCACAUUGUGCUUGAACUGUACUCCAAGUAUCAAGCCAUGCUUUCAUCACUGAAAUGUCGCACGAAGAUUUCCGCCAGAACGGCUACGGUACUGAAGAAGAAGAAAUCUCGGCAAAGGUCGAAACCUCCAUCAGUGGAAGAACACGAAAUGGAAGACAGAGUUGAAGGUGCAGAGGAAGAGUCAAUAGAAGAGAAACCACCAAAUGCCAAGCGUUUGCCGCUUAGCAUAAAUGCAAGCAUUCUUUUAGUAUUCUGCAUGAUGGGUGGAGUCACAUACAUCGCUGCAGGUGGUAAAGCAACGUUCCUGGAAGCAUUCUUUGUCACUUUCAACUUGGUUGCCAAUCUUACUAUGAGCGAAAUGCCAAGCGAUCUGAACCAUGUGCUUACACUGAUCUACAUCUUUGUUUUCGUCACGUUCGGAGUUGCUGUACUGUCAAUGUGUGCCGAGCUAGCCGCACUUGAGCUGAAGGACAUCUUCCUCAAGAUCCACUACUUCGGACGCAAAAUCAAAUUCAAACGUAGACACAAAAAGGAACAGAUGGAGGUUGAAGUCAAAGAGCUGCUCAAGAUCAUCGAAGAAAUACGGCGACGUUACCCCGAAAAAGAACGCAUCACUUCUCUGGAUAUAUUACAGUACAUGAACGAGGAAGCUCCCAAACCUGUAGUCAUAGCAGAACGCCGUGAUACGAUUGCUUUCCAACCACAAACCAUGGAGAUCCUAAAAUUUGCCGACGAACAAGAUCUUGAGGACAGGAGUGCAAGUAGAUUGGAAGAGGUCCCACUCAUUGAGAAGAACGUGGUCAGGGGUAAAAAGAGUGGCGACUCUUCUUCUCAACACCGUUCAGUAAGAAAGAAAUGCGAUUCGGAAGCAUCAAGAACAACGAGGCUCGUCGAUGUGCUGCAGUUUUCCGAAGACAUCGAUCUCGAACAUCGCUUUUACCAUGAACUUCGCAAGUAUACAAGAGAGCACAGAAUAUGUCAGCAAUGAUUAGCUUGCCACAGACUGUUUUUUUAACAAUUGCAGUACUCAUGAUUUACUUUUUCAAUUGCAAUUUUUCUACUAACCACUACAGUUUAUAAUUCGAAGAAUACAC